Molecule: messenger RNA, 1337 nt
Organism: Vespa crabro (European hornet)
Lineage: Eukaryota; Metazoa; Arthropoda; Insecta; Hymenoptera; Vespidae
Product: glyoxalase domain-containing protein 4
Exons: 6
Coding region: 196-1065 (289 amino acids)
Source: RefSeq, a predicted model, not a curated record
UUUUUAUUUCCAGUGAUUGUUCCAGUGAGGAACUAUAUAAAUAUGACGUGCAAAUACCUUCGAUUAAUAAAAAUUGUACAGGUUUACUGUCAACAGGUUCUAUCAGUGCAUAUGAUAAGGAUAUAAUUGUAAGAUUUACUUUGUGCCAAUUUUGUUAUAUUUUUUUUCUAAAAGAACUUUUUAAUAAUAUUCAAAAUGAUCUGCGCCCGUGCAUUGCAUUUUGUAUUUAAAAUAGCUGAACGCAAAGAGACAAUGAAAUUUUAUCGAGAAAUUCUUGGAAUGAAAGUAUUGAGACAUGAAGAAUUCGCCGAUGGAUGUGAGGCUGCUUGUAAUGGUCCUUACGCAAAUCGAUGGAGUAAAACGAUGAUAGGAUAUGGACCGGAAGAUAAUCAUUUUGUAGUUGAAUUAACUUACAACUAUGGAAUUUCUCAUUAUGAAAGUGGAAAUGAUUUUCGUGGAAUAACAAUUCGUUCUAAAGAAGCAAUCGAUAGAGCAAAAAGCAGUGGAUGGCCUGUUGUUGAAGAAGAAAAUGGAAAAUUUGUAUUACAAGCACCAGGUGGUUACAAGUAUUAUAUUAUUAAUGAACCACAACCUAAAGAUAAAGAUCCCGUACAGAAGGUAACAUUAUCCAGUUCGAAUCUUAAAAGUACUAUAGCUUAUUGGAAAGAUAUUUUAGAUAUGAAGGUAAUCGAACAGGAGGAUAAUAGAGUUUUGAUGUGUUAUGACAAAGAUCAAGCUAAACUUGAAUUUGUAGAUAUAGGUACUAAGGUGGAUCAUGCAAAAGCAUAUGGUCGUAUAGCAUUUUCUGUACCGUUGGCUGAACAGCCAAUAAUACAGAAAAAGAUAAAGGAAAGUGGAAACAAAAUAUUGACAGAUUUGAUAACUUUAGACACGCCAGGAAAAGUUUCAGUAAGAGUUAUCAUUCUUGCUGACCCAGAUGAUCACGAAAUAUGUUUCGUUGAUGACGAAGGAUUUCGUAAAUUAUCCGUUCCAGAUUAUCCAAGUGAAAAAAUUCUGGAUAAAUACAUUGCAAAAUCGUCUGUUGGGAACGUUUUAAAAAUAUAAAAAAUUAAGCAACAACUAUUUUUAUGUUGAACUAUAAUAAUAAUAAUAUAUUAUAUAUUAUAUAUUAUAUAUAUAUAUAUAUAUAUAUAUAUAUAUAUAUAUAUAUAUAUAUAUAUAUAUAUAUAGGGUAGAUACUUCUGGGUUAUUACUUUGUAAAUAUUAAUGAUUGUCUAAUUUGGUAAUGAAUUAUCAGUGCUUUCUAUUAAUAUAAAUUUUGUAAUUUAGAAAAAUAAUAUAUUGAUUUUUAAUAUUACUGAUCAUGUUAUCAAAAA